Pocillopora damicornis (cauliflower coral) is the source of this 670-nucleotide messenger RNA. RefSeq names its product thioredoxin-like protein 4B. Gene Ontology annotation, biological process: mRNA splicing, via spliceosome. The record is from RefSeq and is a predicted model, not a curated record. Lineage: Eukaryota; Metazoa; Cnidaria; Anthozoa; Scleractinia; Pocilloporidae. Gene Ontology annotation, cellular component: U4/U6 x U5 tri-snRNP complex; spliceosomal complex; U5 snRNP.
GACAUUAAUCAAUGUUUUGUCUCUGUCCACCAUGAGUUAUGUCCUAAGAAGUCUGAGCAAAAAGAAAGACGUCGACAAUGCAAUCAAGACGUGUGAAGAUAAGGUCCUGGUGAUGAGGUUUGGAAGAGAGACUGACGGAGUUUGUCAGCAACUGGAUGAUAUCCUGGCCAAGACCUCCCAUGACUUGUCUCGUAUGGCUGAUAUAUACAUUGUGGAUGUGGAUGCAGUGCCAGUCUACACAAGAUACUUUGACAUCUCUCUGAUUCCAGCAACUGUUUUUUUCUUUAAUGGUCAACAUAUGAAAGUCGAUUAUGGCACACCAGACCACACCAAGUUUAUUGGCAGCUUCAAAACCAAACAAGAUUUUAUAGACCUGGUGGAGGUGGUACUGAGAGGAGCUUUAAGAGGAAAACUGAUUGUAAACAGCCCCAUAGAUCCCCAAAAUGUUCCUAAGUACAAUCUUCUAUACAAAGACAUCUAACAAUGAUUGAAAUUUUUUUGUAAAUUUAAUGUCUGUAUGUGUAUCUUUCCAUUAUAGAGAGUUGUACUAGCUAGGUUUACCAGGCUUAACUAGCUAUGUUUAGAAAAGUGUAAAUAGCUCUGAAAUGUAGGAUCUGUAAAAUCUUCAUCAUUGAUUGAAAAUAUAUUGAUUUUUUGUAUUUGUAUUUAA